CACGAAUCUCUCUCCCUCGCCGCCGCCACCACCCACGCCGGCCAGUUCCGGUGAGCUCCAGCGGCGCGCAGCACGCCCCCGAGCUCCCCUAGGUCCGCUCCACCUUCCGCCCCAUCCAGAAUCGGCGCUCACGCCCUCCGCCGUCCCCAUGGCUAGCUAGGGUUUCGGCCGCCACCCCUAACAUCGCCGGAAUCAGGCACAUCCGGCGAUGGCGAGGCCAGAGCUCGACGGAUCCGUUACCGGUGUGGCGCAGGUCACCUUGGAGUGGUCUGGACGGCGACGACGGCAGGAGGGCGCCGUCCUUCCUGCUCGAGGAGGCAGAGGACGAGGGGCGGACCUAGCUGGCGGCCCUGUCCUACUCGAGGAGGCGGGGCCUGCCGAGCUCAAGCACGGCCACAACGACCCAGCUUGGCAGUACAGUAGUUUUGGCAAAAAAGAAAAUGGGGAAAGGAGUAUCAGCACGCGAGGAGCAAAGUUCUUUGCUAUCUUGGCUUUACUGAUUCGGAGCAGCAGGCAUCCUCCGUUGACGAUGACGACAACCAGGGCAUCCACCGGCACGACGACGCCCCACACAUGGUCCAACUCAGCUACAACCUCCUCUACCGCGUGACGGCGACUGUGGUUGUGUGCGCCAUCGACUACAACCUCCUCUCAUGUGAAUCCGUCUCCUACCUCUAGCUCCCUCUCUUGUGCUGCUAUAUUAGUACCUUGCUCUGUUUCAUGUGCAUGGGUGAUUUUGUUUGUGCUUGCCGUGCCUGUGUCAUGGAAAAGAUCAUUCCUAUUUACAAGUAAUGAUGAUUUGGAGCAGCACACUUGUUAAAUUCUGCUCUUGUAUUAGACCCCAUUUGUGGUUACUGUGAUGUGCAUUGAUUCAGCCUCCUAGUACUGCA
Messenger RNA from Triticum dicoccoides, 890 nucleotides. RefSeq lists its product as uncharacterized. The record is from RefSeq and is a predicted model, not a curated record. The transcript is spliced from 4 exons. The coding region runs from base 209 to 610 and encodes 133 amino acids. Lineage: Eukaryota; Viridiplantae; Streptophyta; Magnoliopsida; Poales; Poaceae.